AUGUCCAUCCCCACAUCAAUCUUCCAGUCGCAACGACGCUUGGUUCUCGUCGCUUCCGCCGCCUUCUUUGUCGUGAGCGUCUACCUCUGCACUAUAGUACUAUUCGCCAUGGAUUUCAACCGCGCGUCCAUCUCCUCAAGUUACGAAGACAUCGAAGUAGACCUCCCCAAGGCCAAUCUUCCCUCAUCUACCGGCUCCUAUAACCAGCCAUCGUCCGAGGACAUCACCGUCGUGGCUACGCUUCCUAACGGGAUAAUCGUGAUCGGAGACCUCCACGGCAUGAUCCACCCGCUCAACACCCUCCUCGAAGAGACCGGGUUCGAUAGCACAAAAGACCACAUCGUGUCAGUAGGCGACAUGGUCAACAAGGGUCCCGAUUCUACCGGCGUCAUCAAACGCCUCAUGGAUCUUAACGCCAGCGCCGUCCGCGGGAACCACGAAGACCGCGUGCUAUGGGCCCUUUCGUCAGAGCAGCUGGACUGGCUCAAGAGCUUACCCGUUAUCCUCACCGUUGACCCGCUCAACCUGUGUAUUGUCCACGCAGGACUUGUCCCGGGUAUCGAGCUUGAGCAGCAAGUCCCCUGGGCCGUAAUGAAUAUACGAACGCUCACCUACCCUACUGACGAUUUCCGCAGGAAGGAAGAAUAG
Messenger RNA from Fusarium vanettenii 77-13-4, 648 nucleotides. RefSeq lists its product as uncharacterized. Gene Ontology annotation, cellular component: cytoplasm. Lineage: Eukaryota; Fungi; Ascomycota; Sordariomycetes; Hypocreales; Nectriaceae. Gene Ontology annotation, biological process: polyphosphate catabolic process. The transcript is spliced from 3 exons. Bases 1 to 648 code for a protein of 215 amino acids. The record is from RefSeq and is a predicted model, not a curated record. Gene Ontology annotation, molecular function: endopolyphosphatase activity; phosphatase activity.